This is a messenger RNA of Boeremia exigua, 1615 nucleotides long. RefSeq lists its product as uncharacterized. The transcript is spliced from 2 exons. The record is from RefSeq and is a predicted model, not a curated record. Lineage: Eukaryota; Fungi; Ascomycota; Dothideomycetes; Pleosporales; Didymellaceae. Gene Ontology annotation, molecular function: oxidoreductase activity, acting on the CH-OH group of donors, NAD or NADP as acceptor. Bases 497 to 1402 code for a protein of 301 amino acids.
GAUUGGUCGCGCAUUGAUCCUUUUGUGCUGAAAGAACGCAUUCGAAGGUUCUUGCACGCGUUCGGCCAGCCAUGCAAACCCAAUUACUCAGUUGACGACAGCUUAUUACAUUCUACCCUGGAGACAGCACGUUGCGGACGUGCAAGUGAAUAUUCUCGUCUUUGAGGUCACUGAGCCGCAAGUGGACCCUGUUGAUCAUGACGAACCACGUUUGAGACACUAGAAGAGUAUCGUGAGGCAGAACACCAAUUUUCUUAGCACGGGAGUUGAGCCCUCUCGUGUAUUACUGCAUCAGGAUGGUACGAUAGAAUUUUACACUUAUGUCGAGAGGCUCGGCGGCGACAGCGACGAUGCACCGGCGAAAUUCCGUUCGGACAGCUUUGGGUUGCUCCACAGUAGCUCCCCGCAUUGUAUAUAAGAGCUCGAAGUCGACCCCUCCUUCGACGUAUUGUAGAAACGUCGCCCAUUCCACGAAACCUCCAGUCUCAAAUUCAAAAUGUCUAGGCCUCAGCACACUCGAACUGCCUCCACAAACCUGGGCAGCGGCUCCAGCCAGCGCGUUCUGGAGGGAAAGAUCGCGGUUGUGACCGGAGCAUCGCGAGGUAUCGGUGUCGAGAUUGCACGUAACUUGGCCAGCAAAGGCGCCAAUCUCGUGAUCAACUACACCUCAGACUCGUCUGCACAGACUGCCGAAGACCUCGCAAGCGAGCUACAAGCCGAGUAUGGCAUCAAGGCCAUCACCGUACAAGCCAACAUGGGCUCAGAGACCGGGCCUCAGCACAUUGUCGAAGUAGCAGUCAACAACUUCAAGCAUCCAAAGACUGGCAAGUUCCAGCUUGACAUCAUCAUCAACAACGCUGGUGUUGCCGGGAACAACUUUGUGGAGAACGUGGACGCGGCGGAUUUCGCAAGGCAAUUCAACGUCAACGUCAGGGGCCCUUUGCUACUUCUGCAAGCCGCCAUACCUUACCUGCCAAACGAUCGCUCUGGCCGCAUUGUCAAUCUGUCGUCAGUCAGCGCUUCAUUGGGAUACAAGGGCCAGUCGAUCUACGGAGGGACCAAGGCUGCGCUUGAGGCCAUGACGCGGACUUGGGCCCGCGAGCUGGCUGAGCGCGCAACUGUGAACGCCAUCAACCCUGGCCCGGUCGCCACAGAUAUGUACUGGGGCAACGACGAGAAGUUCAUUGCUCAGAACAAGCCCUUUAUUGAGACCACCCCGCUCGCAGCACCAAGGAAAGGAAUCGACGAAGAGAGGAUCUACGAAGCCUCGCAAGGUGCGGGAGGACGACCUGCAUACAGCGAAGAGGUCGCGGGUGUAGUGGGUAUGCUGUGCUCGCCAGAGGCUGGGUGGACAACAGGCAGUGUCAUCUGUGCGAACGGAGGCAUGAAGUUCAGCGUUUGAACGUGGUACAUAGAUGGCUUCCGACACGAACUAGAAUUCACAGACCACUGUCAUCAUCGAGUAGAGCGCAGAUCGUUCCGAAGGGGUUGGUAAAAGCAAUACCCAAAUAGUACGUCUAUGCAGCGCACCAGCGUACAUGAGACAACCCGAAACAAAGACAUGGAAUCGAAUCAGAAUAAAGAUGUUCACCACAUCUCACACAGCCAAGACAUC